Messenger RNA from Drosophila persimilis, 949 nucleotides. RefSeq names its product V-type proton ATPase 16 kDa proteolipid subunit (gene Vha16-1). The transcript is spliced from 4 exons. Gene Ontology annotation, biological process: proton transmembrane transport. Gene Ontology annotation, molecular function: proton-transporting ATPase activity, rotational mechanism. The record is from RefSeq and is a predicted model, not a curated record. Gene Ontology annotation, cellular component: proton-transporting V-type ATPase, V0 domain. The coding region runs from base 119 to 598 and encodes 159 amino acids. NCBI's taxonomy places the organism in Eukaryota, Metazoa, Arthropoda, Insecta, Diptera, Drosophilidae.
CGUUAUCCGCUUUUAGUCGCCAAGCAGCCAGCAGCAACCCGAAGAGGCCAGCCACAGAGCAGCACAUUGCUUUUAAUUAGAUUUCUAAUCACCCUAAAAAAACACAAAAUAAAGCAAAAUGUCUUCGGAAGUGACCAGCGACAACCCCAUCUAUGGCCCCUUCUUCGGUGUUAUGGGCGCAGCCUCCGCCAUCAUCUUUUCGGCUCUCGGCGCUGCUUAUGGCACUGCUAAGUCUGGUACCGGUAUUGCUGCCAUGUCGGUGAUGCGUCCUGAACUGAUCAUGAAAUCCAUCAUUCCUGUUGUCAUGGCGGGUAUCAUUGCCAUCUACGGCCUGGUCGUGGCUGUGCUGAUUGCCGGCGCGCUGGAUGAGCCCUCAAAGUACACACUGUUUAGAGGGUUUAUACACUUGGGUGCCGGUCUGUCGGUGGGCUUCUCCGGCCUGGCAGCUGGCUUUGCAAUUGGCAUUGUGGGAGAUGCCGGUGUCCGUGGCACAGCACAGCAGCCCAGAUUGUUCGUCGGCAUGAUCCUGAUUCUCAUCUUCGCCGAAGUGUUGGGUCUCUACGGUCUGAUCGUGGCCAUCUACCUGUACACGAAAUAAAUCAAUCAAUUCAACCACACAACAACAGCAAAUAGACAACAGCCCCAGCAGUCUGCGCGGCAAUACCAGCAGCCGCGGAAGAAUCGAAUCAGGUAACAUCAAUCGCAACAUCAGUCCGAGAGCAUAGCGCUUGCGGUGGCAGUUUCGGCGGCGUCCGUUUGUAUAUAGCAACACAGAUUCAACGGAGAAGAGAAGAAUAAAGUUCGUCGCCCGAGGAUUGCAAGGGUACCGCCGCGUGUUGCACCGCCGGACAGUGCCUGUUCGAUCCACUUUGGGUUGCUGGCGUCUGGUUUAGCUUAGUUAUUUUCCGUUCAAAUUCAACCUUUAACAAGGAAAACAAACAAUCUGCAG